AUGUCUACGGGGAAAAAGAUAACAGUUGAGACUGAUCAUAAGCCACUAAUUUCCAUAAUGAGCAAACCACUUCAUUCAGCACCAGCUCGCCUACAGCGAAUGACGUUACUGCUACAAAAGUUUAACAUAACACUGGUGUAUAAACAAGGUAAAGAAUUAUACUUAGCUGAUACAUUGUCCAGAGCUCCAUGCAGUAACACUGUGCAAUGUGAUUCAGAAGACAUGAAAUUUGAUGUAAUGACCAUCAUGCCAAUAUCAGAUGAAAGAUUAGCUGAAUUAAAGAUUGAGACAAGUACUGAUAGCACUCUAAGAAAGCUAACUAAUGUAAUUCAACACGGAUGGCCAAUGUACAAGAAGCUUUUGCCUGAAAUUCGAUCUUACCAUGCGUUCCGUGAUGAACUCACAAUUGAUGAUGGUCUUGUAAUGAAAGGACCUAGAUUAGUUAUACCGACAUCAUUACGAGCCAAAUACAUAGCUCUACUACAUGGAGGACAUCCGGGAGUUGAAGCAACUAAGUGCAGAGUCAGAGAUAUUGUAUUUUGGCCAUGCAUGUCUGACGACAUUGAUAAGGCAUUGUCUUCCUGUGCUGUGUGUAAUAGCUUGAGAGCACACCAACAGAAAGAGCCACUAAAAUCUUAUCCUGUACCAGAUCUACCAUGGUCAACAGUAGCAACAGAUAUAUUUCAAUGGAAUGGUCUACAUUAUCUUGUGCUUGUGGACUCGUACUCGAGAUGGUUUGAAAUGGACACGCUGCGUAAUAUGACAUCCAGGACUGUGAUAAGUAAAAUCAAGAGACAUUUCACAGUACAUGGUAUCCCUCACACUAUUAUUUCAGAUAACGCAGGACAAUUUGCAAGUAUAGAGUUUAAACAGUUUUCAAAGGAAUAG
Molecule: messenger RNA, 888 nt
Organism: Saccoglossus kowalevskii
Lineage: Eukaryota; Metazoa; Hemichordata; Enteropneusta; Harrimaniidae
Source: RefSeq, a predicted model, not a curated record